This is a messenger RNA of Gadus macrocephalus (Pacific cod), 1103 nucleotides long. RefSeq names its product coiled-coil domain-containing protein 80-like. The record is from RefSeq and is a predicted model, not a curated record. The transcript is spliced from 2 exons. Lineage: Eukaryota; Metazoa; Chordata; Actinopteri; Gadiformes; Gadidae. The annotation marks the transcript as partial.
CUCUACCCGAUUAACGGGAGUGCCACGGUGGUGCGGGAGGGUCUGUCGCCCUCCCUGGUGCAGGACAUCAGGAACUACUUCCAGGUCAGCCCAGAGUACUUCUCCAUGCUGCUGGUGGGCAAGGAUGGCAACGUCAAGUCCUGGUACCCCUCGCCCAUGUGGUCCAUGGCCAUCAUCUACGAGCUGGUGGACUCCAUGCAGCUGCGGCGGCAGGAGAUGGCCAUCCAGCAGUCGCUGGGCAUGCGCUGCCCUGAGGACGAGUACGGUGGCUACGGCUACCACCAGCAUGGCUACGAGGAAGGCUAUCACCAGGGUUACCGUUACUAAGGACAACGGUUACUGGAAAGUGUGUUUGCGUGUGUGCGUGUGUGUGUGUGUGUGUGAGUUUCCCCUGCUCGACACAUAAUGGCCGAUGCCUUCAAACGCUUCCCCUUGGUCAGGAAGGGAGUUAUGUUGGGAGUGGAGUCCUUGUAUGUCCUUUGUUUUUUUUAGCACUUAGUGGAGGCUUUCUGCUGCUUUCACAUACCCUCGGUUAUUUUAUCCUCGUAUGCAAGAAAAGCAAUUUAAGGAUCAGGAUGAAGUUUUAUACAAAACAUUAGAAACAGGUGUAUAGAUUAAACUUGGGUUUCUGAUAUGUAGCUCUUGACUUUGUUUUGGUUUAUUGCUGUCAUGUUUUGCACGUUUUAUGGUCUGUCAUAACUAACUUCAGGGCAGAAUUGACAUGGUCACUAUAUCACUAUUCAGAACUAGUUAACUUCUAGAUGCUAUAUAUGUAGGCCUAUUUAUUGGACAUGUGUUGAGGUACAAGAGAACACAUGAUUGAACAAAUGGUGAAAAUGUAACACAUGAUUUUACUAUUAUACUGUUCAAACUGCUACAAAGUAUAAUAUAUAAGAUAUUGCUUUUACGCUGAAGACACUUUCCUUCACUUCCAAUUGAGAUUGACUGCCAAUUGAGUAAAUUGUCAAAAUGUGUUGGUUUAUUAUGCCACCUAGUGGUAAAAAUGAAUACAAGUUCACUUUCUUUUCAAAUUGUCUUUCAUAUGGAUCUAAACAUAGUAGUAUAAUUUGAAUGAAACUUAUAAAAACGUGGUUUUGACAGUA